AUGAUAGAAAGUGAUAGUAGUAGUCGAGAAGGUGACAAUGGACAAUUACAACAAUCAAUUAAUGUGAGAAAUUUUCAGAAUCAGGCAGAGAAAAGGGCACAUCAUAAUGCUCUGGAACGAAAACGACGUGAUCAUAUUAAAGGAAGUUUUAGCGAAUUAAGAGAUGCUGUACCGUUAUUGAAAGGAGAGAAAGCAUCACGCGCACAUGUAUUAAAAGCAUCGACAGAUUAUAUACGAAGUUUAAAGUCAAAAAAUCAACAACAUCAGAAAGCAAUUGAAGAUUUUAAAAGACAAAAUGCAGCAUUAGAAUUACAAACUCGACUACUUGAACGCGUAAAAGAAACUGGUAAACUUGUUGGUCAUCAUAGUCACAAUACGAAUAAUUCAUCAUCAUCAUCUUCGUCGACAAAUUAUCAACAAGAUUUAUUGCUUGAUAGUUCUAUACCGGUUAUUAAGACCGAAGCAAUGACAUUAAAUGAUCAUAGUACAAUUCAAACCACAAGAAAUUUAUUGAAAAAUGAACCAACGAUAACAGAUCAAACACCAACCUCACCACAACUUGUACAAAUAUUUAAAUGA
This is a messenger RNA of Didymodactylos carnosus, 579 nucleotides long. Lineage: Eukaryota; Metazoa; Rotifera; Eurotatoria; Philodinida; Philodinidae. The record is from the annotation of a GenBank genome assembly.